This is a messenger RNA of Neopsephotus bourkii (Bourke's parrot), 4131 nucleotides long. Its product is annotated as serine/threonine-protein kinase WNK3-like. Gene Ontology annotation, biological process: monoatomic ion homeostasis; negative regulation of sodium ion transport; positive regulation of sodium ion transmembrane transporter activity. The coding region runs from base 25 to 4131 and encodes 1368 amino acids. Lineage: Eukaryota; Metazoa; Chordata; Aves; Psittaciformes; Psittacidae. The transcript is spliced from 21 exons. The record is from RefSeq and is a predicted model, not a curated record. Gene Ontology annotation, molecular function: protein serine/threonine kinase activity; chloride channel inhibitor activity; ATP binding. Gene Ontology annotation, cellular component: cytosol; cytoplasm.
UAUUGAGGUCUAUAGAAGCCAACCAUGGCCACGGACUCGCCCCCCCCCAAAACCCCCCCAUCCCCCCCAAAACGCUUCUUCCGCAAGAGCGUGGAGCUGCUGGAAGAGGACCGGGGCCCCCCCAGUGAUGGAGGGGACCAAGAGCCCCGGGGGGGGGAUCCCGGGGGUGGGGGGGUCCCGGGUAGGGAGGAGGUGGAGGAGGAGGCGGAGAUGAAGGCGGUGGCGACGUCGCCGGGGGGGCGGUUCCUCAAGUUCGACAUCGAGCUGGGCCGCGGCGCCUUCAAGAGCGUCUUCAAGGGCUUCGACACCGACACCUGGGUGGAGGUGGCCUGGUGCGAGCUGCAGGACCGCAAGCUGACCAAGGUGGAGCAGCAGAGGUUCAAGGAAGAGGCUGAGAUGCUCAAGGGGCUGCAGCACCCCAACAUCGUCCGCUUCUACGACUCCUGGGAGUCCACAGUCAAGGGCAAGAAGUGCAUUGUCCUGGUCACCGAGCUGAUGACCUCGGGCACCCUCAAGACGUACCUCAAGAGGUUCAAGGUGAUGAAGCCCAAGGUGCUGCGGAGCUGGUGCCGGCAGAUCCUGAAGGGGCUCCACUUCCUGCACACCCGGACCCCCCCCAUCAUCCACCGGGACCUCAAGUGUGACAACAUCUUCAUCACGGGCCCCACCGGCUCCGUCAAGAUCGGGGACCUGGGCUUGGCCACGCUCAUGAGGACCUCCUUUGCCAAGAGCGUCAUUGGGACCCCCGAGUUCAUGGCCCCGGAGAUGUAUGAGGAGCGCUACGACGAGUCGGUGGACGUCUACGCCUUCGGGAUGUGCAUGCUGGAGAUGGGCACCUCCGAGUAUCCCUACUCCGAGUGCCAGAACGCGGCGCAGAUCUACCGCAAAGUCACCAGCGGCAUCAAACCAGCCAGCUUCUCCAAGGUGACCGACCCGGAGGUGCGGGACAUCAUCGAGGGCUGCAUCCGGCAGAACAAGGCCGAGAGGUUGUCCAUCAGGGACCUGCUGAACCACGCGUUCUUCGCCGAGGACACGGGGCUGCGCGUGGAGCUGGCCGAGGAGGCGGUGGGGCCCGAGCCCUGCCUCGCGCUGCGCCUCUGGGUGGAGGACCCCAAGAAGCUCAAGGGCAAGCACAAGGACAACGAAGCCAUCGAGUUCAGCUUCAACCUGGAGGCCGAUGUCCCCGAGGAGGUGGCCUAUGAGAUGGUGAAAUCCGGCUUCUUCCAUGAGAGCGACUCCAAGGCCGUGGCCAAAUCCAUCCGGGACCGCUUGGCCGUGGUGCGGAGGAGCCGGGAGCGGAAGCAGGCCGAGGGUCGGGGUCCCCCCGAGAGCGAGGACACCGAGGUGGAUCAGCACGUACGGCAGCAGCUGCUGCGGCAGCACGCCGAGGGGCUCUCGGACACCGGACCCAUGGCAGAUGCCACCAGCAGCCGUGGUCCCCUUGGGUGCUACCAACCAGGCCCCCCCCAAGAUGGGGCACCCCCUCCUUGCGCCCCCCACGUCCCAUUGCAGGUGGAGGGGACAUCGAUGGACGUCACCGGAGGUGCCACCGUGGUGGGGCUGGAGCCCCCCACUGGGGACGGGGAACUGGGGGUGACGCGGAGCUGGGGGAUGGCACCCAUGGGGGUGGCACGGCCACAACCGGCACCGGGGGCACCAGGGCCUGGGAUGGCAGCAGCAGGUAUUGGAAUGGCAGCAUUGGGUACUGGGGUGCUGUACCGGGAUGCCACCAGUUACUGGGAUGCCACCACCAGGUACUGGGAUGCCACCACCAGGUACCGGGAUGCCACCAGGUACUGGGAUGCCACCAUUGGGUACUGGGAUGCCAUCAGCCCCAGGGAUGCCACCAUCGGGUACCACAAUGCCACCAUCAGGUACCGGGAUGCCACCAUUGGGUACCGGGAUGCCACCAGCCUCAGGGAUGCCACCAGUUACUGGGAUGCCACCAUUGGGUACCACGAUGCCACCACCAGGUACUGGGAUGCCAUCAUUGGGUACCGGGAUGCCAUCAGCCCCAGGGAUGCCACCAGUUACUGGGAUGCCACCAUCGGGUACCACGAUGCCACCAGCCCCAGGGUUGCCACCAGCCCCAGGGAUGCCAGCACCAAGUGGGAAGCCACCAGGCCAAGGUGGUCCAGAGAUGCCUCCACCAAUGGGGAUGGCACCGGCUCUACCUGGAAUGCCACCAGCAUCCAUUGGGAUGCCACCAGGGCCAGGGAUGCCACCUCCACCUGCGAUGCCACCAACGAUGGGGAUGGGACCAGCCCAAGUGAUGCCGCCACCCAUGGAGAUGCCAGCCCCUAUUGGGAUGCCAGCACCCAUUGGGAUACCCCCAUCCCAAGGGAUGCCACCAGCCCCAGGGAUGCCACCAACCAUGGAGAUGCCAUGUGCCCUCCCACCCCCCCCCGACCCCCCCUGGCCCCCCCGGACCCCUCCCCCUCCCUGCGCACCCCCGAGGCCUCCCCCACCCCCCCGGACACCGGUGGCCGUGGGGACCGAUGGCGCCAGCGCCGCGCUUCCUGCCCGCGGCCCCGCUUCCAGCUCACGGCGCUCCAGGUCUCCUCACCGGGGGACAACACCGUCGAGUGCCAACUGGAGACCCACGACUGCAAGAUGGUGACCUUCAAGUUCGACGCCGAUGGGGACGCCCCUGAGGACAUCGCUUCUUAUAUGGUUGAGGACAACUUCGUGUUGGAGGCCGAAAGGGAGAAGUUUGUGGAGGAGCUCAAGGGCAUCGUGGCGCGGGCGCGGGGGGUCCUCGGUGCCCCCCAUGGGGACCCCCAGGUUGGAGCGAUGGAGCCGGUGGUGAGUGAAGGGGCCCCCCAAUCGUCCCCCGUGGGUCGCUGGAGGUUCUGCAUCAAUCAAACCAUCAGGAACCGGGAGGCCACCGGUCCUGGGGGUCCCGCAGCCCCUCGCCGAGCCCUGGGCACCUCAGACCUUGGUGGCCCUCAAGCAGCAGCAAUGGGGCCGGAUGGCGCAGGGCUCCCCACGCCCCAUAGCCCAGAGGCUGCCAGCCCCAUAGACCAUGGGCUCGGAGGCCCUCGAGGUUUUGAGGUACCCCAAGAGGAGGAGGACCCCGAAGGCCGGGAGCUCGGUGCCCCCCAAGGCCCCAGUGCUGGGGAGCCCAUGGGGCACUGGGAACAGGGGGGCAGUGAGGCCGGAGCCGGGGACCCCCAGCACCAGGAGCCGGAUGGGACCCAUGGGGAGGAGGAGGCCGGACCCAUAGGACUGGAGGUGAUCAGGGCCAGGCCCCCACCCCCCAGGGACCCGGAGCCCCCCCCCGCCCGCGCUCCCUUCCCCCUCGGCUUCAGCUGCCCCCGCCUCAAGAGCCCCGUGCCCAGGAGGGGCUGGAGCCGCCGCAUCAAGAGCUGGGCCCGGCGCCUGCGCCAGCCCCCCCCCGCCGGGAGCCCCCCCCGCGCAGCCACCGCACCCCAACCGCCCCCCCCCAAAGCGAAGGCGAAAUGGGGAGAUCCCAGCUCCGAAAGCGAAAGCGGGGGGGGCACGGGGGGCACCCCCCACCCCCCCGGGGCCCCCCCGCGCCCCCCCGGGUCCCCCUCGUCCCCCAUGAGCAGCGAUGGGGACACGGACCCCGAGGACCGGGACCUGCGCCUGGAGCUGCGGCGCCUGCGGGAGAAGCACAUCCAGGAGGUGGUGGCGCUGCGGGCGCAGCAGGACCGGGAGCUGCGGGAGCUCCACGAGCGGCUCCGAGCCCUCAAGGAGGCGCGGGGGGGACCCCAGCAAUGGGGGGGCCCCCCCGAGGGGGAGCACGGGGGAACCCCCCCCCAGCCCUGCCCCGGGGGGUCCCCGCGGCGGCUCCGGGGGGCAAAGGGAAGAGGAAGGGGCAGGGGGGGACGGGCCUCGGGGCUCCCCAUUAAACCCAUUUCCCCCCCUCCACACCCCAAAGGCCCCCCCCCGACCCCCCCGGCCCCCCCCAAGCAGGGGCUGUUCACGGACGACCUGCGCCGCCUGGUGGACGAGUGGGUGCAGGACACGGCCCGGGGGCAGGGGACCUCAUCGUGGAGCACCCGAGGGCCCCCCCCGAAAUGGGGAGGGGUCCCCCAGCCUCCCCCCAAAAGCAAGCUCCGGGGUGGGGGAGGGGGCGGCAGCCCCAUCCCGCCGGGGGCUGAGUGA